AGCAGCAGCGUUAAAGUCACGCAACGUCUAGCGGGCACGCUUCCAUUGCUACUCACCUAACAACAAGAACAACCAGACGGACGACGACACUUCGACAUUGAAGGUCGCAGGCUCGCAAAAUGGACCUUUCGCAUGAAUUGUGGACCCUUGUAGAGACGACCCGUCAACAGAAGAGCUCAGGCGCCCCUUUUUCCCAAAACAGCACCUUGCAGACGCUCUCCAUCCCCCUUGAAGAACAGCGGACGAACGCAUCUCUCCUGAGCACCUCGCAAACCUUGGACGAGGCAGCUGUCAACGCCAUCUCGCGCGCGUCUGCCCACGUCCGCUCUCUUGUCGUUGCGUUAGACGCGGCCACCCCCAGCUCUACUGCCCACCUGCAAAACAGUCUCCUGCUCUCCGAUGCGGAGCUCUUGUCGGUAAGCAGUUCCUUGAAAGCGUUUACGGAGACGCUUACCAAAAUCAACGCUCUUGCUGCCGCCGCAAAGCGCAACGACAGAAGAGGGAAGAAGACGGAAGGAAAGCAAUCAAGUCAAAAGUCGCUGAUGGAGGAGGCCGAAAUGGGAGAUGCGGGGACGGGAACCGGUCUAGUCGCGCAUCUCCAGCAGGCGGUCCGCAUACAAGAGCAACGUGUGGCCUCCAAACGCCUGCAGGUGGCGCUCGCCAAAGAGGAGCUCGCGCUGUACAAGUCGGAGCUCUUCCUCUUUGGCCAUUGUGGAGUGCUCUCGUGCUCCGACGCGGUGGUGGCGGAGCUGACCCACUAUCAACCACCGUCCUCCUCUGCCUCACCUCCUUCUCCGCGAAACGACGAAAGAUGGCGUCGGCCGCUGGAUGAGGAACACGUGCGGCGGCGUGGAGUCCCGUCUUCGUCGUUCUCCGCUUCUCUGUCGAGGCCGUCACGGUCAGGGUUCGGCACGACAUUUCGUGUGGUGGACGGCAUGAUGCAGAAGGCGGCGCAGACUGUCAAGGCGGCGGGCAACCACGCCGACUCGGCGUUGCAUGUGGCGCUCACAGGGAGCCACAUGGCGGCGCGGCAGCUGUUGAGCGCCGGAACGUCCUCGGUGGACGGUAUCGUAAUGAUGGACGCUGAUGUGGACCGUAGACGAAUUUCUUCAAACGCCGCAGCGGAAAGCUCCACAGCUCUUUCGACAAAGACUGGUGUCGGUGCAAUUCAGCUGCCGCCCUUUACGCACGAUGAUCUAACGAAAGAGGAAGAGGCACGAUUGCAGGAGCAGAGUCAGGCGCUGCUUCAACUGCAGAACGAGGCCACUGCCCAGGAUGCGAGGGCCAUCGAGAUGUCGAUUCACGAGUUGUCGCAGCUGACGUCCCUCAUGAACGAGCAGGUGAUGCAGCAGACAGAGCAGUUCUCUAUUCUGGUGCGAAACACGGAGGCAGCGCACACCAACGUGCAAAAGGCGGUGGGUGAGGUCAAGAAACCACUGCGGGCCUUCUGGAACCCGACGCGGCAGCUCAUUGCCUUGCUUUGGGCUUGUAUGGCUGUGCUGCUGGCAGCGAACCGACUUUUGCGCUGA
Molecule: messenger RNA, 1529 nt
Organism: Leptomonas pyrrhocoris
Lineage: Eukaryota; Euglenozoa; Kinetoplastea; Trypanosomatida; Trypanosomatidae
Exons: 1
Coding region: 120-1529 (469 amino acids)
Source: RefSeq, a predicted model, not a curated record